Messenger RNA from Diuraphis noxia (Russian wheat aphid), 381 nucleotides. Its product is annotated as ras-related protein Rab-2A-like. Gene Ontology annotation, molecular function: GTP binding; GTPase activity. The record is from RefSeq and is a predicted model, not a curated record. Lineage: Eukaryota; Metazoa; Arthropoda; Insecta; Hemiptera; Aphididae.
AUGUCUAGAAGCAAUGAAUGUUAUGACUACUUAUUCAAAUAUAUUGUGGUUGGAGACGCUGGUGUAGGGAAGACGUGCAUUACCAGACAAUUCUUAUAUCAUGAAUUUGAUUCUAAAGAACUGACGACUAUAGGAAUAGAUUAUGGCCAUAAGACGUUGUCACUCUAUAAUAGAAAAAUCAAAAUAGCUGUUUGGGAUACUGCUGGUCAAGAAGCGUUCAAAUCCAUAGCUAGAUCAUAUUAUUCGGGUGCUGCGGCAUGUAUAUUAGUGUACAAUAUCACUAAACGYUAUUCGUUUCAGCACGUUAGUGAAUGGUUAAGAGAAGCUCGACUUAAUUCUGGUACCAGAAUGAUGUUCGCGUUAGUGGGCAACAAAACGUAA